This is a messenger RNA of Fusarium odoratissimum NRRL 54006, 579 nucleotides long. RefSeq lists its product as uncharacterized. Gene Ontology annotation, biological process: arachidonate secretion; phospholipid metabolic process. Lineage: Eukaryota; Fungi; Ascomycota; Sordariomycetes; Hypocreales; Nectriaceae. The record is from RefSeq and is a predicted model, not a curated record. The transcript is spliced from 2 exons. The coding region runs from base 28 to 579 and encodes 183 amino acids. Gene Ontology annotation, molecular function: A2-type glycerophospholipase activity.
UUCUCGUUCAUCAGUGCAGUCAUCAAAAUGAAGUUCAGCGUUUCUCUCCUCACCCUCAUCCCAGCCGUCUUCGCCCUCCCUACAGGUGAAGAUGCUGCUGUCUCAAAGCGCCAGAGCGCCAACACCGUGACGGAUCAACUCCUCUUCAGCGUCACUCUACCAACAUUCACCGCUCGUCGCAACGCCCGUGACCCUCCUACCCUUGACUGGACUUCUGAUGGCUGCACUUCUUCCCCCGACAACCCUUUCGGUUUCCCUUUCGUCCCUGCUUGCAACCGCCACGACUUUGGAUAUAACAACUAUCGCAAGCAGAGCCGUUUCACUGUUAGUGCCAAGGCUCGCAUUGAUAGCAACUUCAAGACCGAUUUGUACUACCAAUGCACAUCUUCAAGUGCUGCUGGUGUAUGCCGUGCUCUGGCUGAUGUUUACUACGCUGCUGUUCGUGCUUUCGGUGGUGAUGAUGCUACUCCCGGCAAGAGAGAUGAGGAUCUUGUUAAGGAGUAUGAGGAGAAGGUUGCGAUUUACAACAAGGCUGUUGAAGAAGCACAGGCGAAGGGCGAGCUGCCUCGUCUUGACUAA